GCCAAUCGUCGUCUAGAAUACAAACAUGGCGGACGAAGUUCGACCGUCCGAGAAGGAGGCGAACAAAACGCCGAGCCCAAAACCAGACCAGGAUCAAGUUUCACCGCCUUUAAUUUCUAAAAAAGAAGAUGGAACUAAGCAACCGCCUCAACAGAAGCAAAACGAAACCCGGCGUAUGUCUAUGGCAGCUCAACAACAGAAUCAAAGACAAGCCGCGGGUGGUAAAAAGAACGUCGUCCUCUCGAACGAAGCAAUGCGAGAGAUGGCUAAACAAGCAAAAGCUAAUAAAGAAGAAAGGAGAAUGCAGAUGGAUGCUAGACAUGGUUUUUUGGCCUCUAAAUUGGCCGAUGCAAUUGGAAUUGACCAAGGUCAGAUUGAGGAGUUUAUGAUCUCGGAUGAUCGAUUUGAUCUUAUUGAACCGUUCUUUUCGGCUAAUGGAUCGAGAAAAUUGAUCUUUUUUUACCAGGAAGUGAUGAAAGAAUCCCAUUAUACUCGAGGUACAGACGUUGCUAGUAUGGGAGCUGGCAACGCAGGAGCUGCAGGUCAAACAGUUAAGAAGGUCUUCCUUACAGAUGGUCUUAAUGAAGGAGCUAAGGGAAUCUGCUACUAUUUCCUUAGGUCAUCAACUGAGAAGGCUGUCACUACCCAAAAUAUAACCACAGAUGUAUCUUUUGGGUGGCUAGAUUGUUCAAACGGAAAUGUUCUAUUAGGGUUGGAAAAUAUGAUGUCCAGGGUGGUUAUACCUAUGCUACAGGGUCAAGAAUCCUGGGGUCAACAAUUGGAUAACAAUAAGAAUCAAAUAAGGGAUUUUUUGGAAAAUCUAGAAAAGUUUAAUAGCUCAUUGAACGGAGCUCGCAUGAAUAUGCAAACUCAAAUUGAAUUAGCCGACACUGAUAUGGCUGAUAUAUUAGAUGCCAUGCAAAAACCAUCGGAUUAUCAAACUGUUAUCAACAAUAGUGAAACGAUGGAAAGAUUCGAAGAAGCUCUUGCCAUUUGGGCUAAACAGAUGGAGCAAGUCCUUGCCGAAAGUGAGCAAAUGAGGCGGGAAGCCGAUGACAUAGGACCUAAUGCAGAACUCAUGUAUUGGAAAGCUCGUAUGGCAAAGUUUAAUACCAUUUUAGAACAGAUAAAAAGUCCAAGAUGUAAAGCUGUAUUAGGUGUUCUAACUGCCUCUAAAUCGAAAUCACUUAAACGAUGGAGGCAAUUAGAUAUGAGAAUCACCGAUGCGGCAAAUGAAGCGAAAGAUAAUGUUAAAUAUUUGUAUACUCUCGAUAAAUUCUUUGGACCUCUGGUUAAGUGCAAUCCAUCGACAAUGCUCGAACACAUUCCCGGUUUAAUGAAUGCUAUUCGUAUGAUCUAUUCAAUUUCUCAGUUUUAUAAUACCUCGGAGAGGAUGACAUCACUCUUUGUUAAAGUCACUAAUCAAAUGAUAACAACCUGUAAAGCAUAUGUACGUGACGGUUACACUAAAAUAUGGGAUAAACCAAGAGACGUUUUACUAAGACAAAUUGAUGAAUGUUUAGUGCUGAAUGAUAAGUAUCAGCAGGCAUUCCAUAAAACAAAGGAAAGAUUGAGAGAAUCUCCCAAUGAAAAGCAAUUUGAAUUUAGUGAAAACUAUAUAUUUGGUAAAUUUGAUACAUUUUGUAGAAGAUUAAAGAAAAUUGCUCAUAUGUUGGAUACUAUGGAAGCUUACUCUGGCUUAGGAGACGUUAAAAUCGAAGGUAUUGAAGCCAUGGCCGUACGAUAUAAAACUCUAGUUGAUGCCGCUAAAAAGAAAAGUUACGAUAUUCUUGAUCACAGAAAAACUGAAUUUGAUAAUGAUUAUGGAGAUUUCUUACAACAAUUCGAAAAUCUUCAGCAGCAAAUUUCUGAUUUCGUUGAUUCGUGGUUCGAAAAGUCAUUGACAACGGAAAAAUCUCUAGAGUUACUUACAAAAUUCGAAAAUAUUCGAGGGCCUAAUCUAGAUCUUAAGGAAAAAUAUGAAAAGAUCCUAUCGCAGUACGGAAGGGAUCUAGAAUCAGUUCGUAAAUUGUAUCAGAGGAAUAAAAGCGAGCCCUUCGUUGCUUGGAAUCUACCUCCAGUGACUGGUAAGAUAGCUUGGGCUAGACAAUUGUAUAGGAGGAUUGAGAAUCCUAUGAAAGUCUUUAAAAGUAAGCCAGAUCUAUUACAGAGCGAGGAGACUAAGAAAAUUAUUAGAAAUUAUAAUAAAAUGGCGGCUGUUCUAAUGGAAUUCGAAAUGUUAUAUCAUAGAGCUUGGUUCAGAGCCGUCGAAGCUGCCAAAUCGGGCCUUGGAGCUUCAUUACUCGUUCGUCAACCAGACACUGCAAAACUUUUUGUUAAUCUUGAUAAUCAGGUCAUUGAGUUAAUAGAGGAAGCAAAAUAUAUGAAAAGGCUCAAUUUGGAAAUGCCUACUUCUGCCAUAACCAUAAGCACCAGGGCUGAGGAAUUGAAGAAACACUAUGUUGACUUAACCGAAAUGUUAAAUGAGUAUGAAAAAUUAGAGUUAGAAAUUCCUCCUGUUCUUCAACCUCUGAUGAAACCUUACUUUGAUCGUAUCCAAACUGCCCUUGAACCUGGUCUAACCUCACUUAGCUGGACCUCAACAACAAUAGAUAAGUAUAUCAAAGAGGUUUACGAACAAAUGGAUGAGGUUCAAAGGUUUGCCAAACAGGCAUGCGAUGUUCUUAAUUGCCGAAUUGAGCAAGUGCUUGAGGAAAUGAGCUCUACAGCACUCUGCAGUUUGCCCGAUAUAGAAGCUGUAGAUGUCCAUUCUUUUCAGCAGUUAACUGAGGAUACAUGCAAAGAAGCCGCAGCCGAUCUUGCCAAACAAUCUAUGGUUGUAGAAAAGGCUGUUGAUGAGUUAUUAGAAAUGUUGAAAGCUCCAUUAUCGCCAUCAGAAAUAUCAAAAAUGAUAGGUCACGAUGAGAAGGAUUCCAAUGACAAGGAGCCUGACGCCUAUCAUGUUUUCCUAAACACUUACACAACAAGAAAUACAGAAGCUCUGGUCAAAUGCACAAGACUUUCAUUAGAUUCUAUCAAGAGGAGAAUGCACGUUCCAAGUAAAUAUUUAAGAGAUGAAAUGCAGAUUGAACAAAAACCAGCUCUUUUAAAAGCUGAUAUAGUCCUUGCAAUACCAAAUGUUGUUAUGAAGCCCAGCCUUGAAGAGGUUCAAAGCGUUUUACAAAACGUUGUGCAAAUUAUCGUUAAGAUGGCUCAAGGUAUACCUCAAUGGCAGCAUUUACAGCUACAACAACGCUUACAACAAAAGGAAUUGGAAAUGGGAGCAGCUGAACAAGGGGAAGAUGUUGCGAAAGUAAUGCCUCAGAAUAUUAUAAAGCCCCUUCACAAAAUUAUUGCUGAUCACAAGGAUGUUGUUAAAAUCGUCAUUCAACUGAAUGCAAUUGUUUCAACUUUUAAAAGUGAUGUUUUAGAAUUAUUAGAAACAUGGGCAUGUUACGGUGAAUUGUGGGAAGGUGAAAUUGAAAUAAAGGUUAAAGAAUUUAUGGAAUCAAACCCAAUAAUGACCGAGUUUGAAGGACAAUUAAGACAAUACAACAAUCUAGAGCAAACCAUUGAUGAUCUGCAACCAUCGGCUAGAGUUGGUCCAUUGUUAUUGAUCACCGACAGAUUAAAGCAGGGUUUAAUAGCCGAAUGUAAAGCAUGGAAAAUAGCCUAUGGUAAACACUUGAAUGAGAAAUGUGCCAGGGAGAUGGAUGAAACCGUUGAAUGGUUCGACAAUGUCAUGAAACGGCUAUGCAGACCUGUUAAAGAUCUUGACGAUGUACGAGCUCACAUGGCCGCUUUAGCAGAGAUAAGAGACAACGAAAUUAAAAUAGAUUUAACUAUAGGUCCUAUUGAAGAGGCUUAUGCUCUCUUAAACAAAUAUAAUCUUUUCUUUAACGACGGAAAUGCCGAAAGGGUUGACACUUUGGCUUACGGCUGGAAAAAGCUUAAAGCCCAAGCAUCCGUUGUCCAGAGUCAUCUUUUGGAAAUUCAACCGCAAUUUAAAUCUAAUCUGUUGGGCGGGGUUGAAAAGUAUAUUGUCGACGUUGAUGUAUUCGUUGAAGAUUACGAUAAAAAUGGUCCAAUGGUUCAAGGUACACCUCCCCGAGAGGCAAGUGAUCGUCUCAACAUCUUUCAAGCACGUUUCGACGAAUUAUGGAGAAAAUUUCAAACUUAUUCAGGAGGAGAAGAGCUAUUUGGCUUGCCAGUUACAGAAUAUCCUGAAUUACAACGUAUCCGAAAAGAGCUUAACCUUUUACAGAAACUUUAUUCACUAUACAAUGCCGUUUUGGAAACAAUCGACGGCUACAAUGAGAUUUCCUGGGUUGAAAUUGAAAUAGAGAAAAUUAACUCAGAUUUACUUGACUUCCAAAAUAAAUGCCGAAAGUUGCCUAAAGCUCUAAGAGAUUGGCAAGCGUAUGAGGAACUUCGUAAAAAGAUUGAUGAUUUUAACGAAACUUGCCCUCUUUUGGAAAUGAUGGCCAACAAAGCAAUGAUGACUCGUCAUUGGGAUAGAAUGGCUAAUGUUACAAACCAUCAAUUCGAUGUUGAAAGUGAUAACUUUUUACUAAAAAAUAUCAUGGAAGCACCAUUAUUAGAUCAUAAAGAAGAUAUUGAAGAUAUUUGCAUAUCAGCUGUGAAAGAAAAGGAUAUUGAUGCAAAAUUAAAGCAAGUUAUCAGCGAUUGGUCUGUCCAAAACUUUCAAUUUGGUGCAUUUAAAACUCGCGGUGAACUUUUAUUGAAAGGAGAUACAACAUCGGAAACUGUAUCUCUUAUGGAAGACUCUCUUAUGAUAUUAGGAUCACUCAUGUCAAACAGAUAUAACGCACCUUUCAAACCACAAAUCCAAGAUUGGGUUCACAAGUUAACCGGUACAACAGAAAUAAUAGAAAACUGGCUAACCGUUCAAAACUUGUGGAUAUAUUUGGAGGCUGUUUUCGUUGGUGGAGAUAUUGCCAAGCAGUUGCCACAAGAAGCCAAAAGGUUUUCCAAUAUAGAUAAAUCAUGGAUAAAAAUUAUGCAAAAAGCUCAUGAAAAUCCAAAUGUUGUACAAUGUUGCAUGGGCGAUGAUACUCUUAGUCAACUAUUACCUCAUCUUUUAGAACAGUUAGAAAUGUGUCAAAAAUCUUUAACAGGAUAUCUAGAGAAGAAGAGAUUACUAUUUCCAAGAUUCUUUUUUGUAUCUGAUCCUGCACUAUUGGAAAUCUUAGGUCAAGCUUCUGAUUCUCAUACUAUCCAAGCUCAUUUAUUAAGCGUUUUUGAUAAUACUAGAACAGUAACAUUCGAUGAUAAAGUUUAUGACAAGAUAUUACAGCUAAAUUCACAAGAAGGCGAAACUGUACCUUUGGAUGGUCCCAUAAUGGCCCAAGGUAACGUUGAAAAUUGGUUAGCCGAAUUGUUAGCAAUGUCAAGAAAAUCUAUUCAUUCCAUCAUAAGAGCUGCUUCAAUAUCUAUUGGUGACCCACAAUUUAAAUUGAUAGAGUUUGAAAAUAUGUUCCCUGCUCAGGUUGGUCUGCUAGCCUUACAAAUGAUCUGGACAAGAGAUUCUGAAAUAGCUUUACAAGGUGCUAGAUCCGAUAAGAAGAUCAUGCAGCAGACAAAUCAGAAAUUUGGCGAUAUUCUUACCUGUCUUAUCGAUGUCACAACACAAGAUUUGACAAAGAUUGAAAGAACUAAAUUUGAAACGUUGAUUACAAUUCACGUACAUCAAAAAGAUAUAUUUGAUGAUUUAGUUAAAAUGCACAUUAGGUCACCUGGUGAUUUUGAAUGGUUGAAACAAUCUAGAUUCUACUUUAAAGAGGACGAAGAUAAAUGUCUUGUAUCGAUUACAGAUGUUGAUUUUAUAUACCAAAACGAAUUUUUGGGCUGUACAGAAAGAUUGGUAAUUACUCCUUUAACUGACAGGUGUUAUAUUACACUGUCACAAGCCCUUGGUAUGUCUUUAGGAGGAGCUCCAGCCGGUCCAGCUGGAACGGGUAAAACAGAGACAACAAAAGAUAUGGGUAGAUGCUUGGGAAAAUACGUUGUAGUGUUCAAUUGUUCGGAUCAGAUGGAUUACCGUGGUCUUGGAAGAAUUUACAAAGGUUUGGCCCAAUCUGGUUCGUGGGGUUGUUUCGACGAAUUCAAUCGUAUUGAACUUCCUGUUUUAUCUGUGGCUGCCCAACAAAUUGCUAUUGUUCUAAACUGCAAGAAGGAGAGAAAGUCUCAGUUUAUCUUUACAGAUGGUGAUCUGGUCGAUUUGGAUCCAGAAUUUGGUCUUUUCUUAACAAUGAAUCCUGGUUAUGCUGGACGUCAAGAACUGCCUGAAAAUCUAAAAAUUAACUUUAGAACUGUUGCCAUGAUGGUUCCAGACAGAGCUAUUAUUAUACGUGUAAAAUUGGCCUCCUGUGGUUUCCUCCAAAAUCAAAUUUUGUCCAAAAAAUUCUACACUCUAUAUAAACUAUGCGAAGAACAAUUAUCAAAACAAGUCCAUUACGAUUUUGGCUUACGUAACAUUUUAUCCGUUCUCCGUACUUUAGGAGCAUUCAAAAGAGCAAAUCCUGAGGACUCUGAAUCAACAAUCGUUAUGAGAGUUCUUAGAGAUAUGAACUUAUCUAAAUUGGUUGAUGAAGAUGAACCAUUGUUUAUGUCUUUAAUUGACGAUCUUUUCCCAGGUAUGGUCCUAGAUAAGGCUGGUUAUCCAGAAACAGAAAAAGCUAUUGAAAAUCAAGUAGCCCAAUUCAAACUGGUCCAUCAUGCCCCAUGGGUAUUGAAACUUAUCCAAUUGUUCGAAACGCAGAGGGUUCGUCAUGGUAUGAUGACGCUUGGACCAUCUGGAGCUGGUAAGACUUGCUGUAUUCAUGUACUUAUGAAGGCCAUGAGCGAAUGCGGCGAACCCCAUCGAGAGAUGAGAAUGAAUCCUAAAGCUAUUACAGCUCCUCAAAUGUUCGGCAGACUAGACGUUUCAACUAAUGAUUGGACUGACGGUAUUUUCUCAACGCUAUGGAGAAGAACUCACAAAGCUAAAAAGGGUGAACAUAUAUGGUUGUUGUUGGAUGGUCCAGUAGACGCUAUAUGGAUUGAAAAUCUUAACUCUGUACUGGACGAUAAUAAAACUUUAACAUUAGCUAACGGUGAUCGUAUUCCUAUGGCCCCAAAUUGUAAGAUUGUUUUUGAGGUUCAUAACAUUGACAACGCCUCCCCAGCUACCGUAUCGAGAAACGGUAUGGUCUUCAUGUCAAGUUCCAUUAUGGACUGGGAGCCUAUUUUGAAGGGUUGGCUCCUACAUCAACCGCCUAAUAGACAAGAUACCAUACUGGAUACUUUUGAAUCGAUUUAUCCGGAUUUAUACAAAUUUGUUACACAAAAUUUAAAUCCGAAAAUGGAAAUUUUGGAAUGCAUGUACACCAGGCAAGCUCUCGAUUUGCUAACUGGUUUAUUACCAGGAAAUGAUGAAUCUUCUAAGGACCUAAGCAAAAAUCACCUUCAAAAUCUUAUUGUAUUUUGUAUAAUGUGGUCACUAGGAGCAUUACUUGAAAUAGAUGAUAGGAAAAAAAUGCAAGAGUUUUUCCAAAGUCACGAGAGUAGUUUAAAUCUACCUCCAAUUUCAGGGGAAGACACCAUAUUUGAAUAUGUUCCUGGAGAGAAUGGCGACUGGGAACACUGGGAAAAACGAGUCCCAGAAUACACUUAUCCAUCCGAUUCUAUUCCAGAUUACCUAACUAUUUUAGUACCUAACGUUGACAAUACAAGAACCGAUUUUCUUAUACAUACAAUAGCAAAACAGGGUAAAGCAGUUCUUCUCAUCGGUGAACAGGGUUCAGCUAAGACAGUUAUGAUUCAAGGAUAUUGCGGAAAAUAUGAUCCAGAGCAACAUAUGUUCAAAUCAUUCAAUUUCUCAUCUGCUUCGACUCCAUAUAUGUUUCAAAGAACAGUUGAAAGUUAUGUUGACAAAAGAAUGGGUACAACAUAUGGUCCCCCUGCAGGAAAGAAAAUGACAGUAUUUGUUGAUGAUAUUAAUAUGCCAAUUAUUAACGAAUGGGGAGAUCAAGUAACAAACGAAAUUACAAGACAGAUGAUGGAAAUGAAGGGCUUUUACAAUCUAGAAAAACCAGGAGAAUUUACAACUAUUGUUGAUAUUCAAAUGAUGGGAGCUAUGAUUCAUCCCGGUGGUGGAAGAAAUGAUAUCCCUCAAAGAUUAAAGAGACAAUUUAAUAUAUUUAACUGUACGUUGCCAUCGAAUGCCUCUAUCGAUAAAAUUUUUAAAACUAUCGGUUCUGGUUAUUUCUGUAAGGAAAGAAACUUCCCAGAUGAAGUUUGUCAAAUAGUUGAAAAAUUAGUACCCGCAACUAGACGCUUAUGGCAAAAAGUAAAAAUCAAGAUGCUUCCAACGCCAGCAAAGUUUCAUUACGUUUUUAACUUAAGAGAUUUAUCAAGAAUUUGGCAGGGUAUGCUUGUUACAACUGCUGACGUUGUCAAAACACCCGAUAUAAUUAUGUCUUUGUGGAAACACGAAUGCUAUAGAGUUAUUGCAGAUCGAUUUACAACUUUUGCCGAUAAGGAUUGGUUUGAAUUGGCUCUUAAACAGACUGCCGAAGAAGAUUGCGGCAGUAAUAAUUUAAAAGAAAUGCAAGAGACUCCCUAUUUCGUUGAUUUCUUACGAGAUGCUCCCGAACCAACUGUUCUAAUGGAACCUCCUAAGGAUAGCGAGGGCAAACCUCGACCAAAAGGUGAAGAAGGAGACGACGUUGAUUUAGACGCUCCGAAAAUUUAUGAACCAAUUGACUCCUUCGAGCAGCUCUCCGAAAAGUUAAAAUCUUAUCAACAACAAUAUAACGAAAUGGUAAGAGGAGGAAAAAUGGACUUGGUUUUCUUUGAAGAUGCCAUGACAAAUUUAGUGAAAAUUAGCAGAAUUAUUAGAACACCAAAAGGUCAUGCCCUAUUGGUAGGUGUUGGUGGCUCAGGAAAACAAUCUCUAACAAGAUUAGCAUCUUUCAUUGCUGGUUAUAAAAUAUUUCAAAUUACUCUGACUAGAUCAUAUAACAUUUCAAACCUCAUGGAAGAUUUGAAAUAUCUCUAUAGGACUUCUGGAGCUGAAGGAAAGGGCAUUACUUUCCUUUUUACUGACAAUGAGAUAAAGGAUGAAGGUUUCCUGGAAUACAUGAACAACGUAUUGAGUUCAGGAGAAGUAUCAAACUUAUUUGCUAGAGAUGAAAUGGACGAAAUACUCCAAGAAUUAAUUGGUGUAAUGAAGCGCGAGUUCCCGAGGAGACCUCCAACUAAUGAGAAUCUAUAUGAUUAUUAUAUGUCAAGAGUUAAAGCUAAUCUCCACGUUGCAUUAUGUUUCAGUCCAGUUGGUGAAAAAUUUAGGUCCAGGUCACUUAAAUUCCCCGGUUUAAUUUCCGGUUGUACCAUGGAUUGGUUCCAACGUUGGCCUAAAGAUGCUCUUAUUGCUGUUAGUAAUCAUUUCCUCGCUGAUUUCAGUAUCGUCUGUUCACCAACUGUUAAGCAAGCAGUGGUAAACACAAUGGGAGUGUUUCAAGAUAUGGUUGCCGAAGUUUGCACAGAUUAUUUCCAAAGGUUCAGGAGACAAACUCAUGUUACACCCAAGUCAUAUCUAUCUUUUAUAAAUGGCUAUAAAUCUAUUUAUACGAUGAAAAAAGAUGAAAUUGGAGAAUUAGCGGAAAGAAUGAAUAACGGUUUAAAGAAACUCAUGGAAGCCACAGAAUCUGUUAAUGAACUCUCCAAGGAACUUGCUGUUAAGGAAAAAGAAUUAGCUGUAGCCAAUAAAAAAGCAGAUGAAGUACUACAGGAGGUGACAUCAAAAGCUCAAGCAGCUGAGAAGGUUAAGACUCAAGUACAAAAAGUGAAAGAUAAGGCCCAGAAAAUUGUAGAUGAAAUUGCAGCUGAUAAGUUGAUAGCAGAAGGUAAACUGGAAGCAGCCAGGCCAGCUUUAGAGGAAGCCGAGGCUGCUUUGCAGACCAUCAAACCAAGUCAUAUUUCAACAGUCAGAAAAUUAGGCAAACCUCCGCAUUUGAUCAUGAGAAUCAUGGAUUGCGUAUUGUUAUUGUUUCAGAGAAAAUUAGAGCCCGUUUCUGCUGAUCCAGAAAGAGCCUGCCCCAAACCGUCUUGGAGUGAGGCUCUAAAAUUGAUGUCUGCUAGUAAUUUCUUGAAUGGACUUCUAACCUUCCCAAAAGAUACUAUCAAUGAAGAAACAGUUGAAUUAUUAACGCCCUAUAUCACUAUGGAAGAUUAUAACUUGGAAUCAGCUAAGAAAGUUUGUGGCGAUGUAGCUGGACUUUGUUCUUGGACAACUGCGAUGGCUGUUUUUUUUGGUAUCAACAAAGAAGUACUGCCUCUUAAAGCUAAUUUAGCGGUUCAAGAGGCAAAAUUAUCGGUGGCUACAAGAGAUUUAGAAACUGCUCAAGCUCAGUUGGACGAAAAGCAGAGAGAAUUGGAUGAAGUUCAAGCCAUGUACGAUGCGGCCAUGGCUGAGAAACAAACUCUUUUAGAAGAUGCCGAAGCUUGCAGAAGAAAGAUGGGUAAUGCUACAGCUUUGAUCGAAGGAUUGUCAGGAGAAAGAAUAAGAUGGACCGAAGCUUCAAAAACGUUUGAAGCAGAGAUCCAGAAAUUAGUAGGAGACGUUUUACUUGCCACAGGUUUCCUAUCGUACACUGGUCCCUUUAAUCAGGAAUUUAGAAAUAUAUUGCUGAAAAACUGGAAGAAAGAACUCCAACAGAACAAGAUACCUUACUCUGACGCUCUUAACAUUGUUGGAAUGUUGGUACAUACCUCAGUUAUUGGUGAAUGGAGUUUGCAAGGUCUACCUAAUGAUGAAUUAUCGAUUCAAAAUGGUCUUAUCGUUACGAAAGCAGCAAGAUAUCCACUUUUAAUAGAUCCUCAGGGGCAAGGCAAAUUGUGGAUCAAAAAUAGAGAGUCAGCAAAUGAAAUGCAAGUGACGAGCUUAAAUCAUAAAUAUUUUAGAAGCCAUCUAGAAGAUGCUUUGAGUUUAGGAAGGCCUCUACUUAUUGAGGACGUCGGUGAAGAACUUGAUCCAGCUCUAGAUAAUAUUUUGGAAAAGAAUUUUAUCAAAUCAGGAUCAACAUUUAAGGUUAAAGUUGGGGAUAAAGAAGUUGAUGUUAUGAAUGGAUUUAGAUUGUAUAUAACAACCAAAUUAGGAAAUCCAGCUUACACUCCAGAAAUAUCAGCCAAAACUUCGAUUAUUGAUUUCACGGUUACAAUGAAAGGUUUGGAGGAUCAAUUGUUAGGUAUAGUUAUUCUAACUGAGAAACAGGAAUUAGAAGCCGAAAGAACAAAACUUUUAGAAGAAGUUACAUCAAACAAUCUAAAAAUGAAAGAGUUGGAGGAUAAUCUUCUUUAUAGAUUGACUUCGACACAGGGUUCUCUAGUAGAAGAUGAAAGUUUAAUUGAAGUACUAAGGGUAACCAAGAUAACCUCAGAGGAAGUACGUGAAAAAUUGAAGAUUGCAGCCGAAACUGAAACAAGAAUCAACUCUGCAAGAGAAGAAUUCCGUCCUGUCGCAACAAGAGGAUCUAUCCUCUAUUUCUUGAUAGUUGAAAUGUCUUUGGUAAACGUCAUGUAUCAAACAGCGCUCAGACAAUUUUUGGGACUCUUUGAUUUAUCUAUGCACAAAUCCGUAAAAUCACCAGUUACCACUAAGAGAAUUCAAAACAUCAUUGAUUGUCUCACUUAUGAAACAUUUGCAUACACUGCACGAGGAUUGUACGAAGAGGAUAAAUUUAUGUUCACAAUACUUAUGACUUUGAAAAUUGAAAUGAACAUGAAAAAGGUUAAAGCAGAUGAAUUCCAAGUCUUUAUUAAAGGAGGAGCAGCCUUGGAUUUGAACACUGUUGAGCCAAAGCCCAAAAAAUGGAUUAUGGAUAUGACUUGGCUCAAUCUCGUCGAAUUAAGUAAAUUACCACAAUUCACUCAGAUUCUAUCACAAGUAGCAAGAAAUGACAAAGCAUGGAAAACGUGGUUCGAUGAAGAUUCGCCAGAAGAUGCUCCAAUACCGGAUGGUUAUGGAACUUCUUUGGACACUUUCCAUAAAUUAUUAUUAGUUCGUUCGUGGUGUCCUGAUAGAACUGUUCCGAUGGCCAAAACAUAUGUUGCCGAAGCCCUCGGUAAAGAAUUUGCCGAAGGUGUUAUCCUUAAUAUGGAAACUAUGUGGGAAGAGAGCAACAAUAGAAAUCCCAUGAUUUGUUUCUUGUCCAUGGGUUCUGAUCCUACUGAAAAUAUCGAAAGAUUAGCCAAGAAAGUUGGUCUAAAAUGUGGAGCAAUCUCUAUGGGUCAAGGCCAAGAAAUUCACGCCCGUCGCUUAAUAUCUAAUUCCAUGGCUGACGGUCAUUGGGUAUUACUACAAAAUUGCCAUUUAGGUCUUGAUUAUAUGGACGAAUUGUUGGACACAAUUACAUCUACCGAAAGUGUGCAUGAUAGAUUCCGUUGUUGGAUCACAACCGAAGUCCAUCCAAAAUUCCCAAUCAAUUUAUUACAAUCUUCUAUAAAAUUUACUGCCGAACCACCUCAAGGAGUCAAAGCUGGCUUAAAGAGAACGUAUGGUCUUAUCAACCAGGAAAUGUUGGAUUAUUCCAACUUUCCUCAAUGGAAGCCAACGUUAUAUGCUGUUGCCUUCCUUCAUACAACAGUACAGGAGAGAAGAAAGUUCGGUCCUAUAGGUUGGAAUAUUCCCUAUGAAUUUAAUCAGGCCGAUUUUACAUCUACGGUUCAAUUCGUUCAAAAUCACUUGGACGACAUGGAUCCUAAAAAGGGAGUUAGUUGGAAUACUGUACGAUAUAUGAUUGGAGAAGUUCAAUACGGUGGAAGAGUGACGGAUGAUUAUGAUAAGAGACUUUUGAAUACUUACGCUAAAGUCUGGUUCGGUGAGAACAUUUUUAGUGACACGUUCGAUUUUUACACCGGAUAUAAAAUACCUAAAUGCAAGACUAUCGAUGAAUAUAGGGCAUUUAUCGAGAAUUUACCACUCGUGGAUUCACCUGAAACAUUCGGUUUACAUCCUAAUGCUGAUAUUACUUAUCAAACGAACACAGCAAACGAAAUGCUUGCAACAAUCGUUAAUAUUCAACCAAAAGAUGCUGGUGGCGGCGGAGGAGAGACUAGAGAAACAGUUGUGUAUCGUUUAGCAGAUGAUAUGUUGGAAAAACUUCCUGAAGAUUACGUUCCCCACGAAGUUAAAGAUAAAUUAAGAAAAAUGGGCAAUUUACAACCUUUGAACAUCUUCCUUCGACAAGAAAUUGACAGAAUACAAAAAGUUCUUUCCUUAGUAAGAACAACUUUAAUUGACUUGAAGUUGGCUAUUGACGGUACAAUUAUCAUGUCGGAUAAUCUUAGAGAUGCUUUGGAUAAUAUGUAUGACGCGAGAGUGCCAAAUACAUGGAGAAGAAUUUCAUGGGAAUCAGCAACUCUCGGAUUCUGGUUCACAGAUCUACUAGAUAGAAAUGCUCAAUUCCGUAGCUGGCUCUUUGAUGGAAGACCUCAAGCUUUCUGGAUGACAGGCUUCUUUAAUCCUCAAGGUUUCCUUACAGCUAUGAGACAAGAAAUUACAAGAGCCCAUAAGGGCUGGGCUCUCGAUUCCGUCGUAUUAAACAACGAUGUUACUAAAAUGAUGAAAGAAGACGUUAAUAAUUCACCACCAGAAGGAGUUUACAUUCAUGGACUAUACAUAGACGGAGCUGGUUGGGAUAGAAAACAUUGUAAAUUGUCAGAACCAACCGCAAAAGUAUUAUAUACAAUGCUACCCGUUGUCCACGUCUUCGCAAUUAACACGGAAAGACCAAAAGCAAAUAACUUAUAUGAAUGUCCUGUUUACAAGAAACCAAGAAGAACAGAUCUGAACUACAUUUUCCCGCUGUUAUUAAAAACUCCAAAGGAUGCCGAUCAUUGGAUUUUAAGAGGAGUGGGUCUUCUGUGCGAUACUAAAUAA
Molecule: messenger RNA, 13942 nt
Organism: Dimorphilus gyrociliatus
Lineage: Eukaryota; Metazoa; Annelida; Polychaeta; Dinophilidae
Source: the annotation of a GenBank genome assembly